Messenger RNA from Megalobrama amblycephala (Wuchang bream), 15861 nucleotides. It is a transcript of the gene ryr1a, whose product is annotated as ryanodine receptor 1a (skeletal). NCBI's taxonomy places the organism in Eukaryota, Metazoa, Chordata, Actinopteri, Cypriniformes, Xenocyprididae. Gene Ontology annotation, molecular function: ryanodine-sensitive calcium-release channel activity; protein binding. Gene Ontology annotation, biological process: calcium ion transmembrane transport; intracellular calcium ion homeostasis. Gene Ontology annotation, cellular component: sarcolemma; calcium channel complex; Z disc. The record is from RefSeq and is a predicted model, not a curated record.
CUAGAGAAAGGAGCUGCCUGUUAAUCUCUGUGAACCACAUUCACCAGAGCUGGAGUCUCAGUACUUCCACCCGCACAGGCAGCCUCUGGCCCGAAGUGCAAAGAGAAGUGGGGAAACUCAGGCUGGGAUCUGUCCCAGCUGGGAAGAAGGAAAGAGAGGGAACCGUGUCUCAUUUUCCUGCCCGUUAAAUCUCCUGCACCAUGGCAGAAGGAGCGGAGGGAGAAGAGGAAAUCCAGUUCUUACGAACAGAUGACCAGGUGGUUCUACAGUGCACAGCUACUAUCCUGAAGGAGCAGAUCAAACUCUGUCUGUCCUGUGAGGGUUUUGGGAAUCGCUUGUGUUUUCUGGAAACUACAUCCAAUGCUCAGAAUGUUCCUCCUGAUCUGGCGAUAUGCUGCUUUAUCCUGGAGCAGUCGUUAUCUGUGCGGGCCCUUCAGGAAAUGCUGGCUAACACAAAUGAGCUUAAUGAGGCAGUCGAUUUGGAUAAAUGGUCUUCACAAGGAGGAGGCCACCGCACGUUGUUGUAUGGCCAUGCCAUCCUUCUCAGACACACUCACUCUGGCAUGUACCUCAGCUGUUUGACAACAUCAAGGUCACUCACAGACAAGCUGGCCUUUGACGUGGGCUUGCAGGAGGACUCGACAGGUGAGGCAUGUUGGUGGACAAUUCACCCUGCAUCCAAGCAGAGAUCAGAAGGUGAGAAGGUCAGGGUGGGCGAUGAUCUCAUCCUGGUCAGUGUGUCCUCUGAGAGAUAUCUGCACCUGUCCUAUGCCAGCGGAGACCUCAUGGUGGACGCUUCUUUCAUGCAGACCCUUUGGAACAUGAACCCAGUCUGUUCUGGCUGUGAGCUGGCAGAGGGGUAUCUGACUGGAGGGCAUGUUCUGCGUCUUUUCCAUGGGCACAUGGAUGAGUGUUUAACAAUUCCUGCUGCUGACCAGGGUGACGACCAGAGACGAAAUGCACACUAUGAAGGUGGAGCCGUGUGCAGCCAUGCCAGAUCUCUCUGGAGACUGGAGCCUCUUCGCAUUGGUUGGAGUGGUAGCCACAUGAAGUGGGGUCAAUCCUUCAGGGUGCGUCACAUCACAACAGGCAGGUAUCUGUGCCUGGAUGAAGAGAAAGGACUUCUGCUUGUGGACCCGGAAAAGGCGAAUACGAAGAGCUCUGCUUUCUGCUUUCGUGCUUCUAAGGAGAAGACCGAGGUGGCUCAGAAACGUGAUGUGGAGGGAAUGGGGAUCCCAGAGAUCAAGUACGGAGAGUCCAUGUGCUUUUUGCAGCAUGUCUCUACCAGCCUGUGGCUCACAUAUGCCUCGGUGGAUGCUAAGUCUGCUCGGCUGGGGCCACUGAAGAGAAAGGCUAUACUGCAUCAGGAGGGUCACAUGGACGAUGCUCUGACUGUGGCCCGCUCUCAGACAGCAGAAUCCCAGGCUGCUAGGAUGAUCUACAGCACGGCGGGACUCUUCACUCAGUUUAUUAAGGGUCUGGACUCUUUGAGUGGAAAGAGUAAAUCUCCAUCCCCAUCUCUGCCUCUAGAUGCCAUAGUUCUGUCCUUGCAGGAUCUCAUCUUCUAUUUCCGCCCUCCAGAGGAGGAGCUGGAACAUGAGGAGAAGCAGACCAAACUGCGGUCUUUAAGGAACCGUCAGAAUCUAUUUCAAGAGGAGGGCAUGAUCACUCUCGUAUUGGACUGUGUUGAUCGGCUGAAUGUCUACAACACUUCGGCCCACUUCUCAGAAUUUGCUGGAGAAGAUGCAGCUGAGUCCUGGAAAGAGAUAGUCAACUUAUUUUAUGAGCUGCUGGCAUCUCUGAUCAGAGGAAACAGGGCAAACUGUGCUUUGUUCUGUGAUAAUCUUGACUGGCUGGUCAGCAAACUGGAUCGUUUAGAGGCAUCCUCAGGCAUUCUGGAGGUGCUGUAUUGUAUCCUUAUUGAAAGCCCUGAGGUGCUUAACAUCAUCCAGGAGAACCACAUCAAAUCUAUCAUCGCGCUUUUGGACAAACAUGGACGCAAUCACAAGGUUCUAGAUGUCCUCUGCUCUUUAUGUGUUUGUAACGGUGUUGCCGUGAGGUCCAAUCAGAAUCUGAUCACUGAGAAUCUGCUUCCAGGCCGUGAUCUCCUCCUGCAGACCAAUAUCAUCAAUUAUGUCACCAGUAUGAGACCCAACAUUUUUCUGGGCACGUGUGAAGGCUCUACACAGUAUAAGAAGUGGUACUACGAGUUGAUCGUAGACCACGUGGAGUCAUUCCUGACCGCUCAGGCGUGUCACCUUCGUGUUGGCUGGGCUUUGACGGAGGGCUAGCCCUACCCUGGAGGAGGAGAGGGAUGGGGGAGCAAUGGAGUUGGAGAUGAUCUUUUCUCAUACGGCUUUGAUGGGCUACAUCUGUGGACAGGUCGCGUACCACGUCAGGCGACGUCGCCCAAUCAACACAUUCUCGCGGCUGAGGAUGUAGUGAGCUGCUGUUUGGAUCUGAGCGUGCCCAGCAUCUCCUUCCGUGUUAAUGGACAUCCUGUUCAAGGCAUGUUCGAGAACUUCAACCUCGAUGGUCUGUUUUUCCCUGCGGUCAGCUUCUCAGCUGGGGUCAAAGUUCGGUUUCUCCUUGGCGGGCGGCAUGGAGACUUCAAAUUCCUCCCUCCUCCAGGUUAUGCCCCAUGCUAUGAGGCAGUUCUGCCCAAAGAUAGGCUGCGGAUUGAGCCUAUUAAAGAGUACAAGCAUGACUACAAUGGUGUCCGGAACCUUCUGGGGCCGACCCAGUCCCUCUCCCACACUGCCUUCACUCCCUGCCCGGUGGACACUGUGCAGAUUGUUCUUCCUCCUCACCUAGAGCGUAUCAGAGAGAAACUGGCUGAGAACAGCCACGAACUGUGGGCCGUCACUCGAAUUGAGCAGGGCUGGACCUAUGGACCAUUUCGUGAUGACAACAAGAAGUUGCAUCCUUGUCUAGUGGACUUCCAGAGCCUUCCGGAGCCUGAGAAGAACUACAACUUGGCAAUGUCUGGAGAGACACUGAAGACUCUUCUGGCCUUAGGUUGUCACGUAGGCAUGGGUGAUGAGAAAGCAGAGGAGAACUUGAAGAAGAUCAAACUUCCUAAAACGUAUAUGCAAAGUAAUGGAUACAAACCUGCUCCUCUGGACCUCAACCAUGUAAAACUGACACCCAAUCAGAACACACUUGUGGAAAGGCUGGCUGAAAAUGGACACAAUGUCUGGGCUCGAGACCGUGUCCGCCAAGGCUGGACUUACAGCAUUGUUCAGGACAUUGUGAACAAGCGCAACCCCCGUCUUGUGCCAUACAUUCUCCUGGAUGAAAAGACGAAAAAGACCAAUCGUGACAGUGUGUGUGCCGCAGUACGAACUCUGAUUGGCUAUGGCUACAAUAUUGAGCCACCUGACCAGGAAAGCAGUGGACAUGGGGUUGGCAGUGGCCGAAGUGAUAAGAUCCGUGUGUUCAGGGCAGAGAAAUCCUACGCCAUGACCCAGGGGAAAUGGUACUUUGAGUUUGAGGCUGUGACAGUGGGAGAGAUGAGAGUUGGGUGGGCAAGACCAAAUGUCCAAGCAGACAGAGAGCUGGGAUCAGAUGAUCUAGCCUAUGUCUUCAAUGGGUUCAAGGCUCAGCGUUGGCACAUAGGGAAUGAGCCAUUUGGCCGUCAGUGGCAGUCUGGUGACGUGGUGGGCUGCAUGAUCGACCUGACGGAGCAGAACAUCAUGUUUACUCUGAAUGGAGAGAUGCUCAUCAGUGACUCUGGAUCUGAAAUGGCCUUCAAAGACAUUGAGAUCGGAGAAGGGUUCAUCCCUGUAUGCAGUCUGGGUUUGUCCCAGGUGGGCCGUAUAAACCUCGGGCAGAAUGUGAGCAGCCUGCGUUACUUCACAAUCUGUGGCCUGCAGGAAGGUUUCGAGCCCUUUGCUAUCAACAUGAAGAGAGAUAUUACCAUGUGGUUCAGCAAAAGCUUGCCCCAGUUUGUGCCUGUACCAACAGACCACCCUCAUAUUGAGGUGUCCCGUGUAGAUGGAACGGUGGAUAGCGCCCCCUGUCUGAAACUGACUCAUAGGACGUUUGGAUCUCAGAAUGCCAACACGGACCUUCUGUUCUUUAGACUCAGCAUGCCCAUAGAAUUUCACGAAUCCUUCAAGGUGCCAGUGGGAGCUUCACCCCUCACCCGAACCCUCACUAUCCCUGAGGACGAGGCUCUUGAGAUAGAUCCCGAAUCUGAGUUUGAACUCCUGAAGAAGUCAGCCACUCGUAAGGAGCAAGAUGAGAAAGAAAAAGAGCCUUCCGUCCCUAAAGAGAUUCCUGGCAGCAACCAGGGUGAAAACGAGAAGGACACCACCACAGAGAAGAGCAAAAAGAGAGGGUUUUUUUCCAAGGCGAAGAAGGCAGCGUUCACUCCACCACCAGUGGUUCCAACAGUGCCUCGUCUGAUGGAGGACGUUGUCCCGGAUGAUCGAGACGAUGCUGAUAUUAUCUCAAACACAACAACCUAUUAUUAUUCAGUCCGAGUAUUUGCCGGACAGGAGCCCAGUGGAGUAUGGGUAGGCUGGGUCACUCCUGACUACCACCAGUACGACCCACACUUUGAUCUGGGUAAAGUCAGAAAUGUAACUGUUACGGUUGGGGACGAUAAAGGCAACAUUCAUGACAGUGUAAAACGCAGCAACUGCUACAUGGUGUGGGGAGGAGAGUUCAGCAGCUCGCAGCAAACACGCAUCAGCCAGGAGGACUUCGUAAUUGGCUGCUUGGUGGACCUGGACACAGGACUGAUGACCUUUACAGCCAAUGGGAAAGAGAUCAAUGCUUUCUACCAGGUGGAACCCAACACUAAGCUCUUCCCUGCUGUGUUUUGUUUGCCAUCAAGCCAAAACAUGUUACAGGUGGAACUCGGCAAACUAAAGAACAUUAUGCCCAUCUCUGCGGCCAUGUUCCGCAGUGACCAUAAGAACCCAGUCCCUCAGUGUCCUCCCAGGCUAGAUGUCCAGAUGUUGACACCUGUCAUAUGGAGCCGGAUGCCUAAUCACUUUUUGUCCCCUGAAACUGGCCGCGUGAGUGAGAGGCAGGGCUGGAAGGUGCAAUGCAUGGAACCUCUCGUUAUGAUGGCGUUGCACAUUCCAGAAGAAAGCAGGUGCAUUGACAUCCUGGAACUGUCGGAGCGCACUGACCUGAUGAAGUUUCAUUACCACACUCUGAAACUGUAUGGUUCUGUCUGCGCUUUGGGCAACAACCGCGUCGCACACGCCCUCUGCAGCCAUGUGGACGAAUCGCAGCUCUUUUACGCCAUCGAGAACACCUACCUGCCCGGCCCCAUCCGCAGCGGAUAUUACGACCUGCUCAUCUCCAUGCACCUCGAAUCCGCCAAGCGUAACCGUCUCAUGACCAAUAAAGAGUUUAUUGUGCCCAUGACGGAUGAGACGCGUAGCAUCACCCUCUAUUCAGAUGCUGAGAAGGCCCAUGCGCUACCUGGGGUCGGGCUCACCACCUGUCUGCGCCCCAAACUUCACUUCGCCCCAACUGGGUUUGUGGGCACUAAUGCAGACAUCUACACCCUCAGCCCCAUCCUACCUCUACAGAUGCUUAAGGACCAUGCCCUCAGCAUGCUUACCGAAGCCGUGCAGGAUGGUGGGCAGGCCAUGCGGGAUCCUGUAGGGGGCAGCGUUGAGUUCCACUUCGUGCCCAUCCUAAAGCUCAUCAGCACUUUGCUCAUAAUGGGCGUGUUUGACGACAACGACGUCAAGCACAUCCUAAAGCUGAUCGAACCAUCUGUCUUCAGUGAUGGAGAGAGCCACGCUGAAGAACUGGAGGCCGCCAAAAUUGGAGAUGCUGAACAACAGCUGGUCAGCAAAGAGGAAGGAGUGGAGGUAAAAGAGAAAGAGGAACACAUAGAGGGUGAAAAUGAGGGAGAACUGUUGGAUGAAGGAAUGGGAGAGGAAGAUGAAGAAGAGCUUGAGGAAGAGGAGGAUGAGCUUGAACCUGAGGAGGAAGAGGAAUAUGAAGAGCAGGCAGAAAAAGAAGGGAAGGAGGAUGAACAUGCUGCAGAAAAAAUGGACAGAGAGAAAACAACAGAUGGAGAAGCUGAGAAAGAAACUGGUGCGGCUGAGGCAGAAGUGAAGGAAGAGGAGGAUGUGGGAGAGGGACUGCUGCACAUGAAGCUUCCUGAGUCUGUUAAACUUCAGAUGUGUACCCUCCUGCAAUAUUUUUGCGACUGUGAGCUGCGUCACAGAGUGGAAGCCAUCAUCGCUUUCUCAGACAAGUUUGUCAACCAGGUGCAGACCAAUCAGAGACAGCGAUAUAAUGAGCUCAUGCAGGCCUUUACGAUGAGUGCUGCAGAAACAGCUCGCAAGACCCGCGAAUUCCGCUCCCCUCCACAGGAACAGGUGAACAUGUUGAUGAACUUUAAGAAUUGUCCAGAUGAGGAAGAUUGCUGCCCCGUUCCUGAGGAUGUCCGCAAUGACCUUCUGACAUUUCACCAUGACCUUUUGGCUCACUGUGGUGUGCAUAUUGAAGAGGAGGAGCAGGAAGAGGCGGUGGACACCUCUCUUCGUGGGCGCCUCUUGAGAUUGGUGCAGAAAGUUAAGAGCUUACGAAAGAAGCCGGAGGCUGAGCCUGAACCUGAAGAAGACAAAAAACCCAGUACUCUGCAGGAGUUGAUCUCUCACACCAUGAUCCAUUGGGCUCAGGAAUCUUUCAUUCAGAACCCUGAGCUGGUGAGGCUCAUGUUCAGUCUGCUACACCGGCAGUAUGAUGCCCUGGGUGAGCUGAUCCGAGCGUUGCCCAAAGCCUACACUAUCAACGCUGUGUCUGUGCAAGACACUAUGGAGCUACUGGAGUGUCUGGGGCAGAUCCGAUCCCUGCUUAUCGUUCAGAUGGGGCCAGAAGAGGAGAGACUGAUGAUCCAGAGUAUCGGAAAUAUUAUGAGUAACAGGGUAUUCUACCAGCACCCCAACCUGAUGAGAGCUUUGGGAAUGCAUGAGACCGUCAUGGAGGUUAUGGUGAACGUACUUGGAGGUGGAGAUUCAAAGGAGAUCAGAUUCCCUCGAAUGGUGACCAACUGCUGUCGUUUCCUGUGUUAUUUCUGUCGUAUCAGCAGACAGAAUCAGCGCUCAAUGUUCGAUCAUCUGGGCUACCUCCUGCAGAACAGUGGGAUUGGGCUGGGAAUGCGUGGCUCUACUCCUCUUGAUGUUGCCGCUGCAUCCUGUAUCGAUAACAACGAACUUGCUCUGGCUCUUCAAGAGCAAGACCUGGAGAUGGUGGUGAAGUAUCUGGCUGGUUGUGGCCUGCAGAGCUGCCCCAUGCUCUUAUCAAAAGGUUACCCAGAUAUUGGGUGGAAUCCAUGUGGAGGAGAGAAGUAUCUGGAUUUCCUGCGCUUUGCUGUAUUUGUUAAUGGAGAGAGCGUGGAGGAGAAUGCUAAUGUGGUGGUCCGGCUGCUGAUCAGGAGGCCUGAGUGUUUUGGUCCUGCGCUGAGAGGAGAAGGGGGCAAUGGUCUGCUUGCUGCCAUUGAAGAAGCCAUUAAGAUCUCAGAGGAUCCUGCAAGAGAUGGACCCACUGUUAAAAAAGAUAGACGCUUCCCGAUGUUUGGUGGUGAGGAGCAGCACGAGGAGAACAGAGUUCACCUGGGAAAUGCCAUCAUGUCCUUUUAUUCAGCUCUUAUUGAUUUGCUGGGACGCUGCGCUCCUGAAAUGCAUUUGAUCCAGGCUGGUAAAGGCGAGGCUUUGAGAAUCAGGGCCAUUCUUAGAUCUCUUGUGCCCAUUGAGGAUCUGGUUGGUGUGAUCAGCUUGCCAGUCCAGAUACCUGCUUUUGGAAAAGAUAACAGCGUCAUUGAGCCAAAGAUGUCUGCUAGUUUCGUGCCUGAUCAUAAAGCACCAAUGGUCCUGUUCCUGGACAGAGUUUACGGCAUUGACAACCAGGACUUCCUGUUGCAUGUACUGGAAGUGGGCUUCCUGCCUGACAUGAGAGCAGCAGCUUCCUUAGACACAGCUGCAUUCAGCACUACAGAAAUGGCCCUGGCUCUGAACCGUUACCUGUGCUCCGCUGUGCUUCCUCUCAUCACUAAAUGUGCUCCUUUGUUCGCCGGGACGGACCACCGUGCCAUCAUGAUCGACUCUAUGCUUCACACAAUCUACAGGCUGUCCCGAGGACGCUCUCUUACUAAAGCUCAGAGAGAUGUCAUUGAGGAAUGCCUCAUGUCUUUAUGCAGGUACCUACGUCCUUCUAUGCUCCAGCACCUCCUCAGGCGGCUGGUAUUUGACGUGCCGAUUCUGAACGAGUAUGCUAAAAUGCCCCUUAAGCUGCUUACUAAUCAUUAUGAGCGUUGUUGGAAAUACUAUUGUUUGCCCAAUGGCUGGGCUAACUUUGGCGUAUCAUCAGAGGAAGAGCUUCAUCUCACUCGUAAACUCUUCUGGGGAAUUUUUGAAUCUCUGGCUCACAAGAAAUUUGAUGCAGAACUUUUCAAAAUCGCCAUGCCUUGCAUAUGUGCGAUUGCUGGAGCAAUUCCUCCCGAUUAUGUGGACGCCAGCUACUCCUCCAAAACAGAGAAAAAGGCUUCUGUUGAUGCUGAGGGCAACUUUGACCCCAAACCUGUUGAUACCACUAACACUAUCAUUCCUGAGAAGCUGGAUGGUUUCAUUAAUAGAUAUGCAGAAUACACACAUGACAGAUGGGCUUUUGAAAAGAUCCAAAACAACUGGACAUUUGGUGAGGUGUUGGAUGAAAACGCCAAGACUCAUCCCAUGCUCAGGCCUUACAAAACAUUCUCUGAAAAGGAUAAAGAAAUAUACCGCUGGCCUAUUAAAGAGUCCAUCAAAGCCAUGAUUGCCUGGGAGUGGACAUUGGACAAAGCCAGAGAUGGAGAUGACGAGAAAACAGAGAAGAAGACCGCUCGCAAGAUCUCACAGACUGCUCAGGCGACCUAUGACCCCAGUCAUGGCUACAGCCCUCAGCCCAUUGACAUCUCAGGCAUGACACUGUCCAGAGAGCUACAGUCUAUGGCAGAGCAGCUUGCUGAAAACUACCACAACACCUGGGGCCGCAAGAAGAAAAUGGAGUUACAAGCAAAAGGUGGAGGAACACACCCUUUGCUUGUGCCUUACGACACACUGACGGCUAAAGAAAAGGCACGAGAUAGAGAGAAAGCAUACGAGCUGCUCAAGUUUCUGCAGCUCAAUGGAUAUGCUGUGACAAGGGGGCUCAAAGAUAUGGAAAGUGACAUUUCAUCUAUUGAGAAGCGUUUUGCAUAUGGCUUCCUACAGAAGCUGCUGAAGUGGAUGGACAUUGCCCAGGAGUUCAUAGCACAUCUUGAGGCAGUUGUCAGCAGUGGGCGUGUGGAAAAGUCACCGCACGAACAAGAGAUUAAGUUCUUUGCCAAGAUUCUUCUGCCUUUGAUAAAUCAGUAUUUUAAAAACCACUGCCUCUACUUCCUCUCCACGCCGGCCAAAAUCCUAGGCAGUGGCGGACACGCCUCAAAUAAGGAAAAAGAGAUGAUUGCAAGUAUCUUCUGUAAGAUGUCUGCCCUGGUGCGACACAGAGUGUUUCUCUUUGGUACGGAUGCACCUGCUAUUGUCAACUGCCUUCAUAUCCUUGCACGCUCACUUGAUGCCAGAACUGUGAUGAAAUCCGGGCCUGAGAUCGUAAAAGCAGGGCUGCGUUCGUUCUUUGAGAGUGCAGCUGAUGACAUUGAAAAGAUGGUGGAAAACCUCAAACUUGGCAAAGUGUCCAAAGGCAAUCAGCCAGUGAAAGGCGUGUCCCAGAAUAUUAACUACACCACAACAGCUCUGCUCCCUGUCCUCACUUCACUGUUUGACCAUGUCGCUCAGCACCAAUUUGGAGAUGAUGUUAUGCUGGACGAUUUGCAGAUGUCCUGCUACCGUAUCAUGUGUAGCAUCUACUCUCUUGGUACUGUAAAAACACCUCAUGCAGAGAGACAUAGACCAGCCCUUGGAGAAUGUCUUGCUCAUCUCGCUGCAGCCAUGCCUGUGGCCUACCUGGAGCCCAAUCUUAAUGAGUAUAAUGCAUUUUCAGUGUAUACUACCAAGACACCCAGAGAAAGAGCUAUCCUGGGCCUUCCAAGCAACGUCCAUGAGCUGUGUUUGGACAUUCCUGAGCUAGACAUAUUAUUGAAAGAGAUCGGAGACCUAGCUGAAUCAGGGGCUCGCUACACUGAAAUGCCCCAUGUGAUCGAGGUCACCCUGCCCAUGCUGUGUAACUACCUACCCCGCUGGUGGGAGAGAGGAAUGGAGAAUUUUCCCGAUUUGGAGGGUAAGCUGUGUACAGACGUCACCUCCGAUCACCUCAACCAGCUCUUGGGAAGUAUCAUGAAAAUUGUGGUCAACAACUUGGGAAUUGAUGAAGCUUCCUGGAUGAAGAGGCUUGCGGUGUUCUCCCAGCCCAUUGUGAGCCGAGCCAAACCGGAGAUGCUCAAAUCCCAUUUCAUUCCCACCAUGGAGAAGCUGAAGAAGCGUACGUCUAAAGUAGUGGCCGAGGAGGAGCACCUGCGUAUGGAGGGGAAAUCUGAGGGGGAUGAGGAGGAAGGAACUAUUAGAGAUGAAUUUGCAGUUCUCUGUAGAGACCUGUAUGCUUUAUACCCACUUCUCAUCCGCUAUGUGGAUAACAACAGAGCAAGAUGGCUGACGUGCCGUGACCCAGAUGCAGAGGAACUGUUCCGAAUGGUGGGCGAGGUCUUCAUCUUCUGGUCCAAAUCUCAUAACUUCAAGCGAGAGGAACAAAACUUUGUGGUGAUGAAUGAAAUUAACAAUAUGUCCUUCCUCACUGCUGACAGUAAGAGCAAGAUGAGCAAGACCGGGGACUCUGAGGCUGGUGGCUCGGAUGUGGAGCGUACCAAGAAAAAGAGACGGGGAGAUCGAUACUCUGUUCAAACGUCCCUCAUUGUGGCAGCCCUGAAGAAAAUGCUUCCCAUUGGACUUAACAUGUGCUCUCCUGCAGACCAGGAACUCAUUAACCUGGCCAAGACACGAUAUUCUUUGAAAGACACAGAUGAGGAGGUGAGAGAGUUCUUGCAAAAUAACCUGCACCUCCAGGGCAAGGUCGAUAACCCGUCUAUGCGCUGGCAAAUGGCACUAUAUAAGGAAAUGGCAGGAAAGGCAGAAGAUGCAGAUGCCCCAGAGAAAGUGGUGAAGCGUGUUCAGGAAGUCUCUGCAGUCCUCUACCACAUUGAAGUGACGGAGCACCCUUUCAAGUCCAAAAAGAUGGUUUGGCAUAAACUGCUGUCGAAGCAACGACGUAGAGCGGUGGUGGCCUGUUUCAGGAUGACUCCCCUUUACAACUUGCCCAGGCAUAGAGCAUCUAACAUGUUCCUGGAUGGCUACAAGCGGAACUGGAUCCAAACUGAAGGAUAUUCCUUUGAAGACAGAAUGAUUGAUGACCUGUCUAAAGCAAUGGAGGAGGAAGAAGAGGAGGAAGAGGAAAAGGAGACAAAGCCGGAUCCUCUUCAUCAGCUCAUCCUUCACUUUAGUCGCACUGCCCUCACUGAGAAGAGUAAAUUGGACAUUGAUUACUUAUACAUGGCAUACGCCGAUAUCAUGGCAAAGAGUUGCCACCUCAGCGAAGAAGAUGAGGGGGGAGAGGAGGAGGAGGAGGGGGGAGAGGAGGAGAUGUCCUUUGAGGAAAAAGAGAUGGAAAAGCAAAGACUCCUUUACCAGCAGUCACGUCUACACAACCGAGGGGCUGCUGAGAUGGUCCUACAGAUGAUUAGUGCCUGCAAGGGUGAGACAGGAUGCAUGGUCUCUUCUACCCUAAAACUUGGUAUUUCUAUUCUAAAUGGCGGGAACAGUGAGGUCCAACAGAAAAUGCUGGACUAUCUAAAAGACAAGAAAGAUGUGGGUUUCUUCCUCAGUGUCCAGGCUCUAAUGCAGACCUGCAGUGUUUUGGACCUGAAUGCCUUUGAGAGGCAGAAUAAAGCAGAGGGUCUAGGUAUGGUGUCAGAGGAGGGAACAAACAUGAAGCUAGAACGGGGUGAGAAGGUGAUGGCUGAUGAUGAGUUCACUUGUGACCUCUUCCGCUUUCUGCAGCUCCUCUGUGAGGGUCACAACAAUGACUUCCAGAAUUACCUCAGAACACAGACAGGCAGCACCACCACCAUCAAUGUCAUUAUUUGCACAGUGGAUUACCUGCUUAGACUACAGGAGUCGAUCAGUGAUUUCUACUGGUAUUACUCUGGUAAAGACAUCAUAGAUGAACCAGGCAAAAGAAACUUCUCUAAAGCUAUGACUGUGGCCAAACAGGUGUUCAACAGCCUUACCGAGUAUAUCCAGGGUCCCUGCACAGGCAACCAGCAGUCCCUGGCCCACAGUCGCCUGUGGGAUGCUGUGGUGGGCUUCCUGCACGUGUUUGCCCAUAUGAUGAUGAAACUGGCUCAGGGAAGAGAUUCCAGUCAGAUUGGUCUUCUGAAGGAAUUGUUGGACCUUCAGAAAGAUAUGGUGGUCAUGCUGCUGUCUUUGUUGGAGGGUAAUGUUGUAAAUGGCACCAUUGCUCGGCAAAUGGUGGACAUGCUAGUAGAGUCCUCCAGUAAUGUAGAAAUGAUCCUUAAAUUCUUCGACAUGUUCCUCAAGCUAAAGGACAUUGUUGCAUCUGACGCAUUCCGCGACUAUGUGACAGACCCCAGAGGUUUGAUUUCCAAGAAGGACUUCCAGAAAGCCAUGGACAGCCAGAAACAGUACACACCUUCAGAGAUUCAGUUCCUACUGUCCUGCUCUGAGGCAGAUGAGAAUGAGAUGAUUCAUUACGAGGAGUUUGCCAACCGGUUCCAAGAGCCAGCGAAAGAUAUCGGAUUUAACAUAGCGGUGCUGCUUACCAACCUUUCUGAGCAUGUUCCUCAUGAUACCAGGUUGCAGAACUUCCUCGAACAAGCUGAGAGCGUUCUGAACUAUUUCCGCCCAUUCUUGGGCCGCAUUGAGAUAAUGGGCGCCAGCAGGAAAAUUGAGAGAAUCUACUUCGAGAUCAGUGAGGUGAAUCGUAAGCAGUGGGAGAUGCCUCAAGUCAAGGAGUCCAAGCGGCAGUUCAUAUUUGAUGUGGUCAACGAGGGUGGUGAAUCGGAGAAGAUGGAGCUUUUUGUCAACUUCUGUGAGGACACCAUUUUCGAGAUGAAUAUUGCUUCACAGAUUUCAGAGCAGGAUGAGGAGGAGAGAGAAGAGGAUGAGGAGGAGGAACCUGAAGGAGGAGGUGGUGAUGAAGAGGGUGGUGGUGAGGAGGGCCAGUCAGAAUCAAGCUCUGCCUUUGCCGAUUUCAUCCAAAGCAUCAUGAAUUUCCUGGGCAUGUUCACCUUUAGGAAUAUUCGCAGACAGUACCGUAGGCUCAGAAAGAUGACCAUCAAGGAGAUUGUGGUAGGACUUGUUACCUUCCUGUGGACAAUCCUCAUGGGCAUCCUCCAUUUCAUUUACAGUGUGUGUAAAGGUUUCUUCCUGCUCAUCUGGCAUACACUUUUUGGAGGCGGUUUAGUUGAAGGGGCUAAGAACAUCACUGUGACAGAGUUAUUGGCCAGCAUGCCGGAUCCUACACAGGACGAGGUGCACGGAGACCUACCUGGAGAACCAAGGGGCGGAGAGGAGCAGGAUACUGGAGGGAUAACAGACUCAAUGGAAGCAGGAGGGGGAGAGGAAGAGGAUGAGGACAUCCAGGAAAAAGACGGUGGGAAGAUUCCUGGUAUCGAUACACCUGGUGGACUUGGAGAUAUGGGUGACACCACCCCAGUGGAACCACCAACUCCAGAGGGCACUCCAAUAAUGAAGAGAAAAAUGCAAUCAGAAGAAGCAGGACCUGAGCAACCUCCUGCUAUCGAAGAACCUCCUCCUGAACCUGAGAAAGCAGACACCGAGAAUAGAGAGAAGGCAGAGAAAGAAGCAGAGGUCAAGCCUGAGACAACACCAGAAGAACCAAAACCUGAGAAUGCCACCAAAGCAAAGAAAGAAAAGAAAUCAGCCAAAGGGGCAGGAUUUGAGCUCUGGAACGAGCUGGAUGUUCAAAGAAAUAAAUUCAUGAACUGUUUGUCCCGUAACUUCUACAACCUUCGUUUCCUGGCUUUGUUCAUCGCCUUUGCCUUGAACUUCAUUCUUCUGUUCUACAAGGUAUCUGAUAGUCCUCCCAAUUCUGAUGAGUUUGAAGGCUCAGGCAUGUUUGAAGGCUCUGGCCUGUUUGAAGGCUCUGGGGAGGACUUUGAUGGCUCUGGCAGAGAGGAUGGAGCCGAUGAUGAUGAUGAGGAAGGUCCUGUGUAUUAUUUCCUGGAAGAGAGUACCGGAUACAUGCAGCCCACUCUGUCCUGCCUGGCCAUUCUGCACACCGUCAUCGCUUUCAUAACAAUCAUCGGAUACAACUGCCUCAAGAUUCCACUGGUCAUUUUUAAGAGAGAGAAAGAGCUGGCGAGAAAGCUGGAGUUUGAUGGUCUUUACAUCACUGAACAGCCAGAGGAUGAUGACAUCAAAGGCCAGUGGGACAGAUUGGUGAUAAACACACCCUCCUUUCCCACCAACUACUGGGACAAAUUUGUUAAGCGAAAGGUUCUUGAUAAAUACGGAGAUAUUUAUGGACGUGAGCGAAUCGCAGAGCUGCUGGGUAUGGAUCUGGAAUCGCUGGAUGUCAGCAAACAGCAGACAGACAAGAAACACGAAGAGCCAGACAACUCCAUGCUUGCAUGGCUCACUGCCAUUGACAUCAAGUAUCAGAUCUGGAAGUUUGGAGUUGUGUUCACAGACAAUACUUUCCUCUACCUGGUGUGGUACACAGUGAUGUCACUUCUUGGACAUUACAACAAUUUCUUCUUUGCUUGUCACCUUUUGGACAUUGCAAUGGGUGUCAAGACCCUGCGUACAAUUCUGUCCUCCGUCACACACAAUGGAAAACAGCUGAUGAUGACUGUGGGUUUGCUGGCUGUGGUUGUGUACCUCUAUACUGUGGUGGCCUUCAACUUCUUCAGGAAGUUCUACAAUAAGAGCGAGGACGAGGAUGAGCCGGACAUGAAGUGUGAUGACAUGAUGACGUGUUAUCUGUUCCACAUGUACGUGGGUGUGCGGGCAGGUGGAGGUAUAGGAGACGAGAUUGAGGACCCAGCAGGGGAUGAGUAUGAACUCUAUAGGGUGGUCUUUGACAUCACCUUCUUCUUCUUUGUCAUCGUCAUCCUGCUGGCCAUCAUUCAAGGUCUGAUCAUUGAUGCUUUUGGUGAGCUGAGAGACCAGCAAGAGCAAGUAAAAGAAGAUAUGGAGACCAAAUGCUUUAUAUGUGGUAUUGGGAGUGAUUACUUUGAUACAACUCCACAUGGCUUUGAGACCCAUACGCUUGAAGAACACAACCUGGCCAAUUACAUGUUCUUCCUGAUGUACUUAAUCAACAAGGAUGAAACGGAGCACACUGGGCAGGAAUCAUAUGUGUGGAAGAUGUACCAGGAGAGAUGCUGGGAUUUCUUCCCUGCUGGAGACUGCUUCAGAAAACAAUAUGAAGACCAGCUUGGAUAAAUGCAAUUCUGUUUUGUACCUAGUUUUUAAACUAACAAAACUGUUGUGAUGUUAUACGACAACCCAUGUUUUAUGUACAUUUAUACUUAGAAAUGAUGUUCUAGACAUGCACAGUACCAUAUCAUCUGAACUGUUAUCCACUCAAAACGCAUGCUAUUUAUUCAUAGUAAGUUUUUGGGUAGUUUUUAAGUAUCUGCUCAUUUAAAAUGUUCAUGUUGCUUGGACCUCUUCUAAUGAUUCUUUAGUGUGUGUCACAAUAAGUUAUAACCAAGUACCUGAAAAGUACCUUUUGUUUCAUAAAUAUGACAAUUUUACUGUAUUUGAUGUUCUUGCAGUUUAUAAGCAUCCACUGCGUCCCACUUCAUAAUCACCUGGAACAUCAGAAUUGACUGUGAAAAAUUAAGUGAAUAAAAAAAUUUAAUCCAAA